AUGCUACACCUCACAGUCGGCGUGAGCGCCCCUCGUCAGGCUGCCUGUAGCUUUCUGACAAUAUCUCGACGACUAGCUUCCAAUCGGCCUGUGGGCCAUGGUCCAAGAGCUCCACGGCCCCUUUUGGCAUCCUCGUUCUAUUCUUCGAGCUGCCACAAGGGCUCAGAGCCGGCGCUAGAUGCGAUCCCGACAGGUCGACCCAAUGUCUUCACCAAGGAAUCAGCCAAGAAAUUUGACCAAAGUCUCGAGGGCUCAGAAUGGUUGAUGGGCAUCACCUCUCUGCGGAAAAAGCUUGCUGUAGAGGCUUACGGACAUGUGCUUGAAGUCGCAAUGGGCACCGGCCGUAACCUUCCCUUUUACGACUGGAGUCAUGUUCUCAGCUCUCGAUCGAACUCAGCAGUCCAGGCACUUGCAGCGCCAAAGCCCAACGCACAAGUAUCCAAGACCGACGUGGUACCGAUAAUCUCUUAUACAGGGGUCGACAUUUCUAGUGAAAUGCUUGGCGUCGCUCUCGAAAAGCUCACAGAAACUGUCACAGAGUUUUCUGGCAUAGACCCUAUAACCGAGAACCAGACUGCGCCGUCUCCUGAUGAGUGGAGUAAUAUCUCUUACCUCUCAGGUAGACUACGAAUGUUCCGGUCAGACAUUCACGAAUAUAUUCCUCCUCCCCCUCAGCAACCUUGUCCGCAGGCUAAGUACGACUUUGUCUGUUCAACGUUUUCUCUGUGUAGUGUUCGCGACCCAGAACAAAUGGUUCGGGAUUUAGCCCGUACAGUCAAGCCGAACACAGGCAAGAUCGUCCUCGUUGAGCAUGGUAGAGGAUGGUGGGGAUUUGUCAACGGGUUACUUGACAAGUCUGCAACUUCCCAUUUCCAGAAAUACGGAUGCUGGUGGAAUCGAGACAUUGCUGAAAUCGUCGAGAACGCCGCAAAGUCUACACCGGGACUUCAAGUCACAAAGGUUGAUCGCCCGUACUUUACACAGCUUGGGACGACCUUGUGGAUCGAGUUGAAAGUCUCGGAUUCGAAUGUGUCUUAG
Colletotrichum godetiae is the source of this 1038-nucleotide messenger RNA. Its product is annotated as methyltransferase OMS1. The record is from RefSeq and is a predicted model, not a curated record. Gene Ontology annotation, molecular function: methyltransferase activity. The transcript is spliced from 3 exons. The coding region runs from base 1 to 1038 and encodes 345 amino acids. Lineage: Eukaryota; Fungi; Ascomycota; Sordariomycetes; Glomerellales; Glomerellaceae.